AUGGGCUGCAAUCGAAACUGUGGGCUCAUCACUGGUGCUGUCAUUGGUGCAGUUGUGGCUCUGUUCGGAGGGAUUCUAAUGCCAGUUGGAGACAUGCUUAUUGAGAAAACAGUUAAAAAGGAAUCUGUCCUUGAAGAAGGUACAAUUGCUUUUAAAAAUUGGGUUAAAGCAGGUGCAAACGUUUACAGACAAUUUUGGAUAUUUGAUGUGCAGAAUCCAGAGGAAGUUGCAGUUAACAGCAGCAAAAUUAAAGUUAAGCAAAGAGGUCCUUACACGUACAGAGUCCGCUAUCUAGCCAAGGAUAUUAUAACCCAAGACUCUAAGACCCACACAAUCUCUUUCCUACGGCCCAAAGGUGCCAUCUUUGAACCCUCGCUAUCAGUUGGAACAGAGAAUGACACAUUCACUGUUCUCAACCUGGCUGUGGCAGCUACACCCCAUCUCUAUCCAAGCACAUUUGUUCAGAUAAUACUCAAUGUAUUUAUCAAAAACUCAAACUCUUUUAUGUUUCAAAAGAGAACUCUGAAAGAACUAUUGUGGGGCUAUAAGGAUCCAUUCUUGAGUUCGGUUCCAUACUCUAUUCCUACCACAGUCGGCGUGUUUUAUCCUUACAACAACACUGCAGAUGGAGUUUAUAAAGUUUUCAGUGGAAAAGACGACAUAAGCAAAGUUGCCAGAAUUGACACAUACAAAGGCAAAAAGCAUCUCUCCUAUUGGCCAAGUUAUUGUGGCAUGAUUAAUGGUACAGACGGAGCCACAUUUCCACCUUUCAUUGAGAAGAAUCGAGUACUACAAUUCUUUUCCUCUGACAUUUGCAGGUCAUUUUAUGCUGUGUUUGGAGCCGAAAUUAAUCUAAAAGGAAUCCCUGUGUAUAGAUUUGUUCUUCCAUCCAGGGUUUUUGCAUCUCCACUUCAAAAUCCAGACAACCAUUGUUUCUGCACAGAAAAAAUUAUCUCCAAGGAUUGCACCUUAUAUGGUGUGCUAGAUAUUAGCAAAUGCAAAGAAGGAAAACCUGUGUACAUUUCACGUCCUCAUUUUCUACAUGCAAGUCCUGAAAUUGCAGAACCUAUUGAAGGCUUAAGUCCAAAUGAAGAGGAACAUAGCACAUACUUAGAUGUUGAACCUAUAACGGGAUUCACUUUACAAUUUGCACAACGGCUGCAGAUCAACAUACUAGUUAAGCCAGCAAAAAAUAUUGUAGCAUUAAAGGGUCUGAAGCACAACUAUUUGGUGCCUAUUCUUUGGCUUAAUGAGACUGCCACUAUUGGUGAUGAGAAGGCAGAAAAGUUCAGAAAUCAAGUGACUGGAAAAAUAAACCUCCUUGGCCUGGUAGAAAUGAUCUUAAUGAGUGUUGGUGCAGUGAUGUUUAUCACUUUUACAAUAUCAUACUGUGCAUGUAGAUUGAAGAAUGCAAAAUAA
This is a messenger RNA of Rangifer tarandus platyrhynchus (Svalbard reindeer), 1419 nucleotides long. The record is from the annotation of a GenBank genome assembly. Lineage: Eukaryota; Metazoa; Chordata; Mammalia; Artiodactyla; Cervidae.